AGCUCCAAUGUAAACAGAGCAGGCAGGGGCCCUGAUUCACGGGCCGCUGGGGCCAGGGUUGGGGGUUGGGGGUGCCCACAGGGCUUGGCUAGUGGGGUUUUGGGGGGGCAGUGGGUGCAAGGAGUUUGGUUUGUGUCUGCCGGCUGGCAGGCAAACGCAACCCACGCGGUGGGGGAGGCUGCUAGCGUGGUGGACCCAGGCCGCGUGGCCCUGUGGCAGCCGAGCCAUGGUUUCUAAACUGAGCCAGCUGCAGACGGAGCUCCUGGCGGCCCUGCUCGAGUCAGGGCUGAGCAAAGAGACACUGAUCCAGGCACUGGGUGAGCCGGGGCCCUACCUCCUGGCUGGAGAAGGCCCCCUGGACAAGGGGGAGUCCUGCAGCGGCGGUCGAGGGGAUCUGGCUGAGCUGCCCAAUGGGCUAGGGGAGACUCGGGGCUCCGAGGAUGAGACGGACGACGAUGGGGAAGACUUCACGCCACCCAUCCUCAAAGAGCUGGAGAACCUCAGCCCUGAGGAGGCGGCCCACCAGAAAGCCGUGGUGGAGACCCUUCUGCAGGAGGACCCGUGGCGUGUGGCAAAGAUGGUCAAGUCCUACCUGCAGCAGCACAACAUCCCACAGCGGGAGGUGGUCGACACCACUGGCCUCAACCAGUCCCACCUGUCCCAACACCUCAACAAGGGCACUCCCAUGAAGACGCAGAAGAGGGCUGCCCUGUACACCUGGUACGUCCGCAAGCAGCGAGAGGUGGCGCAGCAGUUCACCCAUGCAGGGCAGGGAGGGCUGAUUGAAGAGCCCACAGGUGAUGAGCUACCAACCAAGAAGGGGCGGAGGAACCGUUUCAAGUGGGGCCCAGCAUCCCAGCAGAUCCUGUUCCAGGCCUAUGAGAGGCAGAAGAACCCCAGCAAGGAAGAGCGAGAGACGCUGGUGGAGGAGUGCAAUAGGGCAGAAUGUAUCCAGAGGGGGGUGUCCCCAUCACAGGCACAGGGACUGGGCUCCAACCUCGUCACAGAGGUGCGUGUCUACAACUGGUUUGCCAACCGGCGCAAAGAAGAAGCCUUCCGGCACAAGCUGGCCAUGGACACAUACAGCGGGCCCCCACCAGGGCCAGGCCCGGGACCUGCGCUGCCCGCUCACAGCUCCCCUGGCCUGCCCCCACCUGCCCUCUCCCCCAGUAAGGUCCACGGUGUGCGCUAUGGACAGCCUGCAACCAGUGAGACUGCAGAAGUGCCCUCAAGCAGCGGUGGUCCCUUAGUGACAGUGUCUACACCCCUGCACCAAGUGUCCCCCACAGGCCUGGAGCCCAGCCACAGCCUGCUGAGCACAGAAGCCAAGCUGGUCUCAGCAGCUGGGGGCCCCCUCCCCCCUGUCAGCACCCUGACAGCACUGCACAGCUUGGAGCAGACAUCCCCAGGCCUCAACCAGCAGCCCCAGAACCUUAUCAUGGCCUCACUUCCUGGGGUCAUGACCAUCGGGCCUGGUGAGCCUGCCUCCCUGGGUCCUACGUUCACCAACACAGGUGCCUCCACCCUGGUCAUCGGCCUGGCCUCCACGCAGGCACAGAGUGUACCAGUCAUCAACAGCAUGGGCAGCAGCCUGACCACCCUGCAGCCCGUCCAGUUCUCCCAGCCGCUGCACCCCUCCUACCAGCAGCCACUCAUGCCACCUGUGCAGAGCCAUGUGACCCAGAGCCCCUUCAUGGCCACCAUGGCUCAGCUGCAGAGCCCCCACGCCCUCUACAGCCACAAGCCCGAGGUGGCCCAGUACACCCACACGGGCCUGCUCCCGCAGACUAUGCUCAUCACCGACACCACCAACCUGAGCGCCCUGGCCAGCCUCACGCCCACCAAGCAGGAGGCUGCUCUGCUCCCCCAGGUCUUCACCUCAGACACUGAGGCCUCCAGUGAGUCUGGGCUUCACACGCCGGCCUCUCAGGCCACCACCCUCCACGUCCCCAGCCAGGACCCUGCCGGCAUCCAGCACCUGCAGCCGGCCCACCGGCUCAGCGCCAGCCCCACGGUGUCCUCCAGCAGCCUGGUGCUGUACCAGAGCUCAGACUCCAGCAACGGCCACAGCCACCUGCUGCCGUCCAACCACAGCGUCAUUGAGACCUUCAUCUCCACGCAGAUGGCCUCUUCCUCCCAGUAACCACGGCAUCUGGGCCCCACUGCCUGCUUGGGGGGGUGAUAAGGGCAGCAGCCAGCCCUGCCUGGAGGACCUGAGCCUGCCAAGCUCCUGUGGCCCUUCCUGGACAGCUGUACCUUGCUCCCCACUCUGCUCUGAUGCAUCAGAAAGGGAGGGCUCUGAGGCGCCCCAACCAAUGGAGGGCUGCUCGGGUUGCACAGGAGGGGGUCGUGGAGAGCUAAGAGCAAAGCCUGUUCCUGGCAGAUGUAGGAGGGACUGUCACUGCUGCAUGGGAUACAGUCUUCUCACUUGGAACAGAAGAGGGCGGCCUAUGACUUGGGCACCCCCAGCCUGGGCCUGUGGAGAGCCCUGGGACCGCUACACCACUCUGGCAGCCACACUUCUCAGGACACAGGCCUGUGUAGCUGUGACCUGCUGAGCUCUGAGAGGCCCCGGAUCAGCGUAGCCUUGUUCUGUCACCAAUGCACCCACCGGGCCACUCCAUCCUGCCCCAACUCCUUCCAGCUAGUAAUCCACAUGCCAUUUGUACUGACCCCAUCACCUACCCACACAGGCACUUCCUGGGUGGCUACUCUGUGCCAGGGCCUGGGACUCCAAUGCCUGAGCCCAGGGAGGCCAAAGCUAACAGGGAAGGCAGGCAGGGCUCUCCCGGCUUCCCCUGUCCCCAGCGAUUCCCUCUCCCAGGCCCCAUGACCUCCAGCUUUCCUGUAUUUGUUCCCAAGAGCAUCACACCUCUGAGACCAGCCUGGCCUCUUGCCUCUACUGGGAAGGCUGCUUCAGGGCUGGGAAGUCGGCCUUACUCCUGUGGGAGCCUUGCGACCGUGCUAAGUCCAGGUCCUGGUGGGGCAGCUCCUCUGUCUCGAGGGCCCUGCAGACCCUGCCCUUGUUUGGGGCAGGAGUAGCUGAGCUCAGAAGGCAGCAAGGCCCGAACAGCUGAGCAAGGCCCGAGCAGCUGGCCAAGCUGAGGUGCCCAGGAGAAGAGGUGACCCCAGGGCACAGAAGCUACCUGUGUGGACACGGCUAACACUCAGAAGCCUGGGGGCCUGGCUGGCUGAGGGCAGUUCGCAGCCACCCUGAGGAGUCUGAGGUCCUGAGCACCGCCAGGAGGGACAAAGGAGCCAGUGAACCCAGGGCAAGCAUGGUCCCACAUCCCUGGGCCUGCUGCUGAGAACCUGGCCGUCAGUGCACCGCGUCCACCCUGGGAUUCGGGAAAAGGCCUGGGGUGACCCGGCACCCCCUACAGCUUGUAGCCCGCUGGGGCGAGUGGCACGUUUAUUUAACUUUUAGUAAAGUCAGGGAGAAAUGCGGUGGAAA
Nomascus leucogenys (northern white-cheeked gibbon) is the source of this 3454-nucleotide messenger RNA. It is a transcript of the gene HNF1A, whose product is annotated as HNF1 homeobox A. Gene Ontology annotation, molecular function: DNA-binding transcription factor activity, RNA polymerase II-specific; RNA polymerase II cis-regulatory region sequence-specific DNA binding. Gene Ontology annotation, biological process: positive regulation of DNA-templated transcription; liver development; regulation of transcription by RNA polymerase II. Gene Ontology annotation, cellular component: nucleus. The record is from RefSeq and is a predicted model, not a curated record. Lineage: Eukaryota; Metazoa; Chordata; Mammalia; Primates; Hylobatidae.